Seriola dumerili (greater amberjack) is the source of this 3533-nucleotide messenger RNA. RefSeq names its product nucleoporin 58 (gene nup58). Bases 314 to 2107 code for a protein of 597 amino acids. NCBI's taxonomy places the organism in Eukaryota, Metazoa, Chordata, Actinopteri, Carangiformes, Carangidae. The record is from RefSeq and is a predicted model, not a curated record. Gene Ontology annotation, molecular function: structural constituent of nuclear pore. Gene Ontology annotation, biological process: nucleocytoplasmic transport. The transcript has 14 exons. Gene Ontology annotation, cellular component: nuclear pore.
CAAUAGGAAAAGUAGCACCAUGCGAGAAUUCAUCCUACGAUAUUUGGCUGUUUUAAAAAUCUAAAAAACAGAAGUGUAAGGGAAGAAAACAUAGCAGGCUACCGCUGAGAAGGUCCGCUUAUUUGUGAAAGGCGACAAUUUUGUCAAAAUAUGUUUUGAGUGAAGAUAAGACCGCGGAUUUGGCCCUCACGCGGGCAUCUUUCAGAGCUAACUAGCGUGUUAGCUGUGAUGCUGGUUUGCUCGCUGAACCUCUUGAUGAGUGGGUGAAGUGGAAAUAGUUAAUUGAUGAUAAAUGUGUGCCUCUUAAAAGAAAAUGUCUGGCUUUAACUUUGGAUCAGGAACUCUUGGUUCCACCAAUACGGGCGGUGGAUUCACAUUUGGGGCAGUAACCAGUGCACCCGCAGCCAGUACUGGUGGCUUCUCUUUCGGGACUGCUCUGGGUACAGCAGCCGCCAUCCCUGCCCCUACCACCAGCACCACCACUCCGUCUCUUGGCCUAGGAGGCACUCUCUUUGGUCAGAAACCUACUGGAGGGUUCUCAUUCAACACACCUGCCUCAAGUGCAGCUGCACCUGCUACAGGCCUUACAUUAGCCACUACAGCUCCCUCCACCGGCUUUAGCUUGGCUUUCAACAAGCCCACCGCCUCAGCAACACCAUUCUCCCUCACCACCACUGCUACCACCUCCUCGGCACCCCCUGCCGGGGCAGGUUUAUCAUUUGGCUCUGUCCUGACGUCCACAGCUCCACAGCAGCCUGCAGCCACGUCCUUCACCCUUGGUCUUGGUGCCACAACAAACACCACAGCAGCCUCAACAGGCCCAUCACUGGGCGGGGGUCUCUUCUCCAGUACUGUGUCCACAGGUUUGGGUCAGACCACUCUUGGAGGAGGUGGUUUAACGUUGGGCUCUCUGCUGUCUACCUCCACAACAGUAUCAGUAGCCCCUGCCCCCAGUGUUGGCCUGGGUGGGGUCGACUUCAGCACUUCGUCUGAGAGUAAGAGCGACACAUCAUCUGGAACCAAUGCACAGGACAGUAAAGCUUUAAAAGAUGAGAACCUGCCCCCAGUCAUUUGUCAGGAUGUCGAGAAUUUCCAAAAAUUUGUGAAAGAGCAGAAACAGGUUCAGGAGGACAUCAGCAGGAUGUCAUCUAAGGCCAUUUCUAAAGUCCAAGAUGACAUCAAGAGUCUCAAACAGCUUCUCUCUGUCAGUGCCAGUGGUUUGCAGCGCCAAGCUCUAGCUAUUGACAAACUGAAGCUUGAGACGGCGCAGGAACUGAAAAAUGCUGACAUAGCACUACGCACACAAAAGACUCCCCCUGGACUUCAACAUGAGAACACUGCUCCAUCCGAUUAUUUCCGCAGCCUGGUAGAGCAGUUUGAGGUGCAGUUGCAGCAGUACCGACAGCAGAUAGAAGAGUUGGAGAAUCACCUGACAACACAGAGCAGUGGCUCCCACAUCACUCCUCAGGACCUCACUUUGGCCAUGCAGAAGUUGUACCAGACAUUUGUUGCACAGGCUGCCCAGCUCCAGUCAGUUCAUGAAAAUGUCAAGAUCUUGAAGCACCAGUACCUUUCCUAUCGUCGGGCCUUCCUUGAAGACUCCACGGACGUCUUUGAGUCCAAACGGGCAUCCAACAGGAAGUGGCAAAGUACGCCACGAGUCACAACAGGGCCUGCCCCAUUUUCCAGUGUGCCCAACGCUGCAGCGGUUGCCAUGGCAGCCACCUUGACCCAGCAACAGCAGCCAACUCCAGGGACCCAGGCACCCUUGGGGGCAGGGUUUGGAAACCCCUUUGCCUCGGCAGUGGGCACUAGCUUGGGCUCUUCUACCCUUGGAGGUUUUGGUGGUGGGCCAGGAUUUGGUGGGGUGGGGACUGGGGGGUCUUCUUUUGCCUUCUCCUCCACCAGUAAGCCCACAGGAGGCAGUCUGAGUGCAGGUUUUGGUAGCAGCAGCAGCUCAGGCUUCAACUUCAGUAACCCUGGCAUCAACCCCUCGGCCGGUCUGACCUUUGGGGUUUCUAAUCCACCUGCUGCAGGCUUUGGCACAGGAGGGCCUCUUCUCCAGCUCAAGAAGCCCCCUGCUGGUAAUAAAAGGGGCAAGAGAUAGAAUCAGGAAAGACAGAACCCUGUGACUGACCAGCUGACCACCUUGGGGUUUGUACCGGGGCGGGCCUGGUCUCCCAAAAGUAUGUAAGUGCUACAUUAAACAGCAGCACAGGAUCACCCACUUAAAAUCAUUUGGAGGUAUAUGCUCAAUAAACAUUGAGAAAGAUAAAAUCCCAUGGACCAUCCAGCAUUAUCUUUUUCUCAUAUAUUGGUCUGUAUGUUCCACUGCUGUAUGUACAUUCAUUUCUUUUAGUUUGAUUCCAAGUUCCUGAGUCCUUAGCCAGUAUUGAUACAAGAAGUUGCCCACAUUCACAUUUUCCUCUCAGAUGCAUUUCAACCAUGAAAUUAUAUUAUCUGGGUCUUAACACUCAGUUAUUACUACUAUCAAUAUUGUAGACAGUGGCAUGUAUGGAAAGGUUAAAAAUAAUGUUUGCAUAAUUUUAAACAUGAGUUUGCCCAUUCGCAUUGCCUCAAAAAGUUGCCCUUCACACUAAUCUGUAGCACAACAAUGCUUUUGGGGUUGCCAGCCAUGGACAGAGCUGGGCCAAUUACACAUGAUUUCAGUUAUCUUUGAGUAACUGCUUUUGUCUGAAUAUUUUAUGAGAGAUAUGUCUUUGUGCUUUGAGGUGGACAGUACAGUUGGUUCCAUUGUGUUACACAAACUGUCAAUUGUAAAACUGCACUUGAAGGCCUUUCAAAUAAUGACUUGGCCCAAGUCUCGUCCGGGGGGGGGGGCUUAUGGGGUAAUAAUUUGUUGGAAACAGCAGUCUGUGUCUGAAGUUGUCAGUGGGGAAUCUGAAUCUAGAUAGUUUUAUAGGCACAGCAGUGUCCAGGGUGGGUUUUUGGGGAAGCACAGUUUUAUUUUUGUAUCAAGCAAGUGGAGAAAGAGAUAUUUGGGAAGGGUAAAAGGGGACUAGCACGUUGAGGUAGUCCAUUAUCUAGUCCAUGUAACCUGUGUUGUUUUCGCUAGACUCCAUCCUUAUCAUUGUUUAAUAAUUACUUUUUAAACACAUUUUGUUUGCCCUGUGUACCACUGUAAGAACCUUGGAGAGGAAACGCUGUGCUGUUUGUAUUACAUGGAUCUCAUUAGAUAUUAAGUUAGCUGAAUCUGAAAGGGAUUUCACAAGCAGAUUCUACCUUCUUGACUUGAUUUAUACAUGUGCUAGAACAAAUUUGCACUUGCCAGUGUAUGUGACCUGACAGUGAUUGUGUGAAUGUGCAUGUGUGGCUAUUGCAUAAGUAUGAAUUUGUCUCUGGUCUAUCAUAGUUGCUCAGCUACUAUUGUGGUUGGGGGAUAUUCUGCUUUUUUAAAUUGUCCAUGUCAGUCUGGAUACCAAAUACUGGUAGUUGUACUAUUAUUUUCUAAUCACAGUCUGUGUAAACCUGUAUUUUCAAGAACCUGUUUAAUAAUAAAAUCUUCAAUAUGA